UCCGCUCUGAGGUUUAAAGGAGUAAGGAAACACCUGCUCCUCACAACCACCGACGCAGGGCGAAGAGAUCACGCUUACGAGCUUUCAUGUUAAGACUGUUUUGGAUAACUCGUUUCACAACAUGUGCCCGACUAAAGAAGCCCCAUUGCUCUCAAGGACACGUUGUGUUGGCGGUCUUCCAAGGUUACGGUGAAAUUUGUUGAAAUUGUUGAAUCCAAGGUUACUAUGAAAUGUUCCCUCUUUGUUAUGACUUUUACAUCACCAGGGAGCCAGUGGUCUAGCAGUCUGACUGGCCUAUAAGAGAGGGCCUGGCUGUCCGUGCAGCACUGGCAGAGACUGAAGGCGACGUGUUUCGUGAGCGUUCGUUCCGUGCGAGUGUGUGUCCCCGCGUCCCAGCUCCUAUGGAUCUGUUGUCUCUGUGCGAGCGCUCCAUGACUCCGGUGCGUCUGGACCCAGGCAUGGCUAGCCUCGUCGCAUCCGCCUCCCGGAACGCCACAGCCGUGUGGUCGGAGGGCGUCUCCUUAGCAACCAGCGCCCUCCUGUUGUUCGUCUGUGUGCUUGUGGCCAUCUGGAGCCACUCCGAGAAGACCUCUGUACCCGGUCCUUCGUUCUGUCUGGGAGUAGGGCCCCUGCUGUCCUACCUGAGGUUCAUCUGGACGGGGAUUGGCACAGCCAGUAACUACUACAACAACAAGUAUGGGGACAUUGUCAGGGUCUGGAUCAACGGGGAGCAGACCCUCGUACUCAGCAGGUCGUCUGCGGUGUACCACGUCCUGAAACAGAGCCGCUACACCUCACGUUUCGGCAGCAAGCAGGGCCUCGCGUGCAUCGGCAUGGACGGCAGAGGGAUCAUAUUCAACAGCAACGUAACUCUGUGGAAAAAGAUACGCACCUUCUUCGCUAAAGCGCUGACUGGACCAGGGCUGCAGAGGACGUUGGACAUAUGUGUGUCGUCCACUCACACACACCUGGACGGUCUGAGGGAACUGCAGUCCACACAGCCUGACGGAGGGGAACGUGACGCUGCGGGCCAGGUGGAUGUUCUCAGUCUGCUACGCUGCACUGUGGUGGACAUCUCCAACAGGCUGUUCUUGGGAGUGCCUCUGAAUGAGAAAGAGCUACUGCGGAAAAUCCUGAAGUAUUUUGAAACAUGGCAGACGGUGCUGAUCAAACCAGACAUCUACUUCAAACUGGGCUGGAUUCACCAAAGACACAAGAAAGAAGCCCAGGAGCUGCAAGAUGCUAUUGAGAGUCUGAUAGAGCAAAAGAGGAGGGCUCUGCAAGAGGCGGACAAACUGGAUGACAUUGACUUCACAGCAGACCUCAUAUUUGCACAGAGUCAUGGGGAGCUGUCUGCAGAGAACGUGCGUCAGUGUGUGUUGGAGAUGGUGAUCGCUGCUCCAGAUACUCUGUCCGUCAGCCUGUUCUUCAUGCUGCUGAUCCUCAAGCAGAACCCAGACGUAGAGCUGCAGAUUCUAGAAGAGAUAGACGCCGUGAAAGGUGACCGGGAGCUUGAGAACUGCGACCUGCCGAAGCUCAGAGUCCUGGAGAACUUCAUUAACGAAUCCCUGAGGUUCCAUCCUGUGGUGGACUUCACCAUGCGCAAGGCGCUGUCUGAUGAUGUCAUAGAUGGAUACAGAGUGCCAAAGGGGACAAACAUCAUUCUCAACAUGGGCCGCUUGCACAAGUCAAACGAGUUCUUUCUGAAGCCCAAGGAGUUCAGUUUGGACAACUUUGAAAAAAAUGUUCCUAGUCGGUACUUCCAGCCUUUUGGCUCAGGCCCACGCUCCUGUGUUGGAAAACACAUCGCCAUGGUGAUGAUGAAAUCCAUCCUGGUGACACUGUUGUCCCGAUAUUCUGUGUGCCCUCAGAAGAGUGUGACACUGGACUGCAUCCCACAGACCAACAACCUCUCUCAGCAGCCUGUGGAAGAAGAGAGGGAAGCUCUCAAAGUGAUGUUUAUACCACGUCACACAACCAGGAAGUUGUCAUAACUGUCCCAGAGCCAGUCUCAGCCCCUGGUGUUGUUUUGUAUGUAUUAGUUUUACUGUUUUAUCUAUUUUGUUAUAUUAUUUGUAUUAUAACGUUUUGUAAAUGUAAAUUAUACAUUCCAGAAGCAACCGUAGACACAGUCCCUCAAAGUGACUGUUGUAAAAAUUGUCGCAAAUAAAUGUAAGUUAUU
Osmerus eperlanus (European smelt) is the source of this 2182-nucleotide messenger RNA. It is a transcript of the gene cyp19a1a, whose product is annotated as aromatase. Bases 402 to 1994 code for a protein of 530 amino acids. Gene Ontology annotation, molecular function: aromatase activity; iron ion binding; heme binding. Gene Ontology annotation, biological process: female gonad development; response to estradiol. Gene Ontology annotation, cellular component: endoplasmic reticulum. Lineage: Eukaryota; Metazoa; Chordata; Actinopteri; Osmeriformes; Osmeridae. The record is from RefSeq and is a predicted model, not a curated record. The transcript has 9 exons.